UUUAUGAUGGUAACUCCAUUCUUUUUUGCUUCCAGACAGAUACGAGGGUCAAAGUUUUCUGAGAAUACCAAUUAAAUAUGUAGUUUGUGUUUGAUUGCAGCGAUUUCGGUGAAAGAGACAUGAACCACUGUGAAAUGAAAAUAAAGCAGAUUCCAUCUCUCUGUCUUAGACUAUAGGUUCUAAUGAAUACAUCAUCAUCAUACUACAUUGCAUAUAAUAAUCCAUACGCCACAAGCCUCGCUGUAUUCCCCUAUUUAAAUACUUCUUCAUCCUUAUAUAGUACCCUACGUAUUCUCAAAACUCAAAAGGUGUGUUUCUUAAAGAAUUAGCAUAUUCACAACAUACACACACAAACAUUUAGAGAAAGAAAGAGAGAGAUAUGGAGUUUUAUGACCAGGAUUUCUUGGAGGAAUUAAUGACUCUAAGAAGAGAAACAUGGGACACCAAUCCAAGAACAGAAGAAAACCAGUUCUUUGAUGGUGGGAGUUUUGACUGCUUUGAUCAAAACUCUCUACCUUACCUUCCAAACUCUUCUUGUGGUCAAGAAGUUCCUCAAACUUACAAUAACGACUACCCCUUCAGUGAAAUCUAUGGCUGCUUACUUGAUGAAUCAUCACCACAGAUUAUGGAUUCAUUCUAUAGCACCCUUGAUACUCCACUCAAUACCCCUCCAUUUCUUGGUCAAGAGGAUUAUCCAAUAUUGUCUAUGAUGGAAGAAGAGGAGCAGGGUUUGCUUGGGGAAGAGCUUAAGAAUUUGGAGCUGCAAACCACAUGUAAAAUGGAGCCAACCCAAUCCUCUGAAAUGCCGGUUUUCAACAUGGGAACGGGUCUGGAAAGAAAGAACCGAUCAAAGAAGCUUCAGGGGCAACCCUCCAAGAAUCUAAUGGCGGAGAGGAGAAGAAGAAAGAGGUUAAACGACCGGCUCUCGAUGCUAAGAGCAAUUGUCCCCAAGAUUAGUAAGAUGGAUAGAACAUCUAUACUUGGAGACACUAUUGAUUACAUGAAAGAACUUCUGGAGAAGAUCAACAAUCUGCAGCAAGAAGUAGAAGUAGAUUCAAACAUGGCAGGCAUUUUCAAAGAUGUAAAACCAAAUGAAAUCCUAGUGAGAAAUUCACCCAAGUUUGAGGUGGAGAGGAGUGUGGACACCCGGGUGGAAAUUUGCUGUGCAGGGAAGCCAGGCUUGAUACUAUCUACAGUAAACACUCUGGAAGCAUUAGGCCUAGAGAUUCAACAAUGUGUUAUUAGCUGUUUCAAUGAUUUCACAAUGCAGGCUUCAUGCUCAGAGGAAUCGGAGCAAAGGACGAUGCUGAGUUCUGAAGACAUAAAGCAAGCGUUGUUUAGAAGUGCAGGAUAUGGAGGAAGAUGUUUAUGAGAAUUGAACAGAGGAAGAAGAGCUGCAAGUGCACUUAGGAUAGUUUUUUAUUCCUCAUAAGGAGUAUAAUUAACGUUCAUUGGUUUUGUUCUCUCACAUAUGCCUAUGACAGAGGCUAAUUUUUUUAAUAUCGAAUUGCCAGAGUAUGCUGGACUCGUCCGUGUGAUUCUCAGGCAAAAUUGCCAAUCAUAAAUGUUCAUGUGGAUAGUGGAUGUAAUAAUUCAAUUUAUGGACGAAAGCCUAGUUAUUAAUUGUCCCUGAAUCAAUGCAUGUGAAGAGCUCAAGCAAAAAUGUUAAGACAAAAAUAAUAAGAGAGUAAAGUUCGGGUUUUGUUUCUA
Glycine soja is the source of this 1710-nucleotide messenger RNA. Its product is annotated as transcription factor bHLH93-like. Gene Ontology annotation, molecular function: sequence-specific DNA binding; protein dimerization activity; DNA-binding transcription factor activity. The record is from RefSeq and is a predicted model, not a curated record. Lineage: Eukaryota; Viridiplantae; Streptophyta; Magnoliopsida; Fabales; Fabaceae. The coding region runs from base 380 to 1372 and encodes 330 amino acids. Gene Ontology annotation, biological process: regulation of DNA-templated transcription. Gene Ontology annotation, cellular component: nucleus. The transcript is spliced from 4 exons.